Messenger RNA from Helianthus annuus (common sunflower), 786 nucleotides. RefSeq lists its product as uncharacterized. Bases 1 to 786 code for a protein of 261 amino acids. The transcript has a single exon. Lineage: Eukaryota; Viridiplantae; Streptophyta; Magnoliopsida; Asterales; Asteraceae. The record is from RefSeq and is a predicted model, not a curated record.
AUGGCCGAAUUCAUGGCUAAGUUAAAAGGGCCGGAACCAUCAGUACCAAAAGAGAAGUCUAUUUCCAAACCUCAUUCUAGAACUGAAAAGACUCACUAUUCUACAAAUAAGAGUGAGCAAAGUGUCAAGAACAUUGUCAACACUGAGCAUCACAACUCUAAGGAUGGGUACACAUAUAAGUAUUUCGCCUCAUGUAAGCCCCGUGACUUUACGGGCGAAAAGGGAGCCAUAGAUGCUUUAAAAUGGCUUAACGAGAUGGAGACUAGGAUCAACAUGAGCAGUUGUGCUAUCAAAGACACUAUCAAGUAUGUGUCCCAAUCCUUCAAGGAGGAUGCAUUGACCUGGUGGAAGGCACUGAUCCAAUCCACGGGUAAGGUUGCACUAUACAACCUGAGUUGGCCCAAAUUCGUGGAACUGAUCCCCGAAACUUACUGCCCGCCUCAUGAGGUGGAGAAAGUUGAAUCUAACUUUCUCAAACUGACAAUGAAGAAUCUCAACUGCCGAGCUUAUGUAUCUGAUUACAACUCCCUUUCAAGACUCGUACCGUAUCUGAUUACCCCCGAGUCGAAGCACAUUGCGCGAUUCAUUGGAGGACUUGCUCUAGAAAUCAAGGGGAUGGUUAAUUCCUCUAAACCUACGACGAUUAGAUCAGUUGUGGAUCUAGCAUUAUCUCUCACCGAGGAUGAGAAACGAGUGAGAGCGGCCAAUGGCGAGAACAAGAGGAAACGUGAUGACACUCCUGUCAGGGAUUCCAAGAAGGGCAAGACUGGUUCGAACUAUAACUAG